AUGUCAAUUGAGCAGCAGUCAUCGCAGGCCGGAAGACUAACACCAAAAGUCCGGCUUUUCAGGGCAAGGGAGGAUCCAUCACUCAAGCGCGAGUACGCGAGACUUGAGGCAAAAAACUAUCAUCUGCGAAGUCGAGAGCAUCCCGAGGGAGCAGAAAUAGGAGAACCUGGCUCUGCUCCGACGCCGCCCAAUGUCUACUCACCCCAAGCCCAGAAUCGCCGGCUUGAGCUUCGGCGAGGGCUGCUGCGUUCCAGGACCUCCCACGUGAGCUCGGACAGAUUUCGCCCUGGAACAACACCAUCCGAUCGAUCUACAGCUUUUCGCAAGCCAGCGUCUCCGCAAUCGGCAACAGCUAGAACACCAAGGGCAGAAGCAACAGAUAUCUCUCGCACUGGAUCGACGAUUCCACGUCGCCCGAAUCCUUUUGCAAAAGCACGACCCACGGAGCUCCAGAAUUCAGAACUUCCGCAGACCUCGUCGACUACUUCCAGCAGAGGGUGGGGCUUUCGCACCGAGGAUGAAAAGACUCUGGAGCAGACAAUCGACACCGAAGUAGAAGAGAGUCUUUCGAAGGUCAAGCCGCUGGCACAAGCUUCUGCAAACCUGGACGAAAGAUCCAGAAGCGAAAUACUCACACAUGUUAAAUCCUCGGGUGAAGCCCAUAUGGUAGAUGUUGGUGCGAAAGUAAACACCAAGCGAGCAGCAAUCGCCGUCAGCUACGUGCGAUUUGCAAGACACGAGCCGUGUCAACUCAUAUCGGAGAACGGAAACAAAAAGGGGGACGUGUUGGGAGUCGCUCGUAUUGCUGGUAUCAUGGCUUCCAAGCGCACCAGCGACUUGAUUCCACUGUGUCACCCAAUCGCCAUCUCUAAGGUCGACGUGGACAUCCAACUCAUGAAGCCUAAAAUGUUUCAUCGCUACCUGGCGAGUGGUCACAAUCGCUACGGUAUGGUUGCUAUUACAGCGCAUGUGGAAUGUACAGGCGCCACUGGUGUAGAAAUGGAAGCCCUGACUGCUGCUUCGACGGCGGCCUUGACAAUCUACGACAUGUGCAAAGCGGUGGAUCGCAAUAUGUCAGUUGUCGAUACCGUUGUGGUGUACAAGAGUGGAGGCAAGUCGGGCAUACACUGCCGAGGGAAAUGGUCGAACACAGUUGGGCAGCAAUUCUUCAUUGACAGGGGCUUGGAAUUGCCGGCGCAGACUGGGACCCAAAAGGGCAGCGUUAAAGAGACGACGAGUGUCAUAGCCAAGGAGUCCUAA
Messenger RNA from Lecanosticta acicola, 1260 nucleotides. Lineage: Eukaryota; Fungi; Ascomycota; Dothideomycetes; Mycosphaerellales; Mycosphaerellaceae. The record is from the annotation of a GenBank genome assembly.